AGGUUUUCAAGUUUUUAGGGAGGACAGUUAGUGGUAUCAUCUAGAAUGUCCAGACUAUAACGCCAUAAUUAAAGAUCAGUUGUUGAAUAAUUAUUAUAAUAUUCUUCAUAAAAUAAUAAAUAAUAUUAAGUAUGAUAAUAAAAUAUUAAAUAUGAUUUCAAUUAAAUAAUAGGUCGGUGAUUCUGUACAUGUUUGUCAAUCAUAAAACAAAUAAAUAGAGGUCAGAAGAGACAGGCGCUCUUCUAGCGAAUUAAUAAACACACUAAAGUUUUAAAUGACAUUUCAAAAAUAAAAUUUAGAGAAGGAAAAUAUGCUAAAUUUUGAAAUUAUUUGCCGUACAUGUUCUUCACAGGGUGAAUUACAUUCUUUAUUUGGUGAUGAUUUAAGUCCUGCAGAAAUGCUAACCGAAAUUGUUGAUAUUAAGAUAAUUAGAGGCGACAAAUAUCCACAAAAUAUAUGCGUGAGAUGUUUGGAUGUACUAAAAUCUGCGUACUUAUUUAAGAAUCAAUGUGUUGAAGUGUAUAGGAAAUUCGAACAAUAUUUAUCGCUUAGUUCAGAAAAUUUUAUAGAUUGUAAAGAAGGACUGGUUAAUUCUAUUAAAGAAGAAAGGCAAGAAGACCAUUCAGACAUUGAUGAAGAAUGGGUCGAACUAGAUGAUGUUAAUGUUACAGAGAAAAAACUCUUUGGAUGUGAACAGUGUAACGUACAAUUCAAAAAUCAAAAACCUUAUAAACGACAUCUUAAACAACAUGAACAAUUGUAUAUGUAUCCCAUUUCUGGUGCCCAUUUUUCCAGUGAAUAUAAUUUAGAACAACAAAGCCGUAAAAAUUUUACUGAUACAUCUUUUACUUGUGAAUAUUGCAAUAAAUCUUACAAACGUAAACAGCAAUUGCUUUCUCACAUCAAUUUAAAACACGCUGAUGAGCAAUUAUUCACUUCAAAUGUGACUCCUGAGCAAUUUUCUAGUAGAGCUAAACAUUCAGAAAAAGGGAAAUCAUUGUGCGACUACUGUGGACGUGGUUUUCGUCAAGCUGGAAAACUUAAAAUUCAUAUUAGAACUCAUACCGGCGAAAAACCUUAUGCGUGUACUGAAUGCGAUAAAUCAUUUCAUUGUCAAUCACUUUUAACCCAUCACACACGAAUAAAUCAUACAAAAGAAAAACCAUAUAAAUGCGACUUCUGUGGGAAAUCUUUUGGAUUGUCACGAUGGUUAAAACUACAUUUAAGGAUACAUACAAAUGAUAAACCAUUUACAUGUGAUAUUUGUAAUCAAAAAUUUCGACAAAUACAUCAUUUAACACGACAUAAAUACGUACAUACCGGUGAAAAACCAUUUUCAUGUAGUGUUUGCAAUAAACAAUUCACUCAAAACAGUAAUUUACGAACGCAUAUGAGAACACAUACGGGGGAAAAACCUUACGUGUGUUCGAUAUGUGGGAAAGGUUUUCAUGAUUCUAGUAGCAUGAAAAACCAUCAUAAAAAGCAUAUUUUGUUGAAUAAUGAAGAAAAUAAAAUUGUAUCAAAUGAUUUACAGAAUACAGAAAAAAAUGCUACUGAAGCUAACUGCAUCAAUUUCUCACCAGAACAAUGCGGAUGGACAGUAAAUGACAAUAAAAUUGAACCGCUUUGGUUCGAAGGUGAUCCAACACCUCUCUUAGUUGAAGACAUUGUUAUGGUAGAACUUGAUGAAGUAGAGCUUAAUGAAAUUGAUAAUUGUGACGAUGAUUCUUAUGAUAAUGAUGAUUACAACAAAAAAAAUGACAGUGACCAUGACGAUAAUAACGAUGAUAAUCAUGAAAAUAAAGGUGACCAUUAUGAUAAUUAUGAAAAAAGUGACGAUGAUCAUGGCCGUAGUGACAAUGAUCAUGACGAUAUUGACAUUAAGGUGAUAAAAGGCGAUAAAUAUCCACAAAAUAUUUGUACGAGAUGCUUGGAUACUUUAAGAUCUGCUUACAUAUUCAAGAAUCAAUGUUUAGAUGCAUAUAAAAAAUUUGAGCAAUAUUUAUCGAUUAAUUCAGACAUCAAUUUAGAUUGUAAAGAAGAACCUGUUAAUGCUGUUUUUGUAAAAGAGGAAAAACAAUCAGAUCAUUCAGAAAUUGAUGACAACUGGUUCGAAUUAAGUAAUGAUUUAGAAAGUAUUCCAGAGAGAAAAUCUUACGAGUGUGAAGCGUGUAAUGUAAAAUUUGAAAAUAAAAAAAAUUAUGAAAAGCAUUUAAAAACCCAUAAACAGUUGUAUAUUUGUCCUAUUUGUGGUGAACAAAAAUCAAGUAAAGCUCGCUUAAAACAGCAUAGCUUUAAACAUUCAGACGAAAAACCUUAUAAAUGUGAAAAAUGUAACACGCAGUUCAAACAUCCACACAAUUACAGAAGACAUCUCAAAAAUAAUGAAGAAUCAUACAUUUGCUCCAUUUGUGGAAACCAGUUUUCAAAUAAAAAACAUUUAGAAAAACAUAGCCAGGAACAUAAUAAUGAAAAACUACUCACCGACGAAAAUUGUGAAAAAUCCUUCAACCAAUGUCCUGUUAAGUUAAAAAAUAUCAAUAAUGAGUUGUUUAAUUCAAAAAUAACGGUCGAAAAAGUUUUGCCAAAAAAUGAAGCUAAGAGAAAAUAUCUAUGCGAUUACUGUGGUCGUGCGUACACUGAGGCUACGAGAUUAAAUGCUCAUAUACGAAUUCAUACCGGCGAAAAACCAUUUUCAUGUACUGAAUGUAAUAAGUUUUUCACAGAUAAAAAAAAUUUGCGCCAACAUAUACGAAUACGUCAUUCGAAUAAAAAACCCUAUAAAUGCAAUUUUUGUGAAAAAAGUUUUGCCAUGUCACACUGGCUACAGCAACAUGUAAGGAUACACAUGAAUGCUAAACCAUUUGAAUGUGAUAUUUGUAAUCAGAAAUUUCGAGAAAAACAUCAUUUAACUCGACAUCAAUUCGUACACACCGGUGAAAAACCAUUUUCGUGCGGUGUUUGUGAUAAACAAUUUACACAAAAGAGUAAUUUACGAUCACACAUGAGAACACAUACAGGGGAAAAACCGUACGUGUGUUCGAUAUGUAGUGAAGUUUUCCAUGAUUCGAGUAGUUUGAAGAAUCAUCAGACAAUGCAUGUUACACAAUAA
This is a messenger RNA of Chrysoperla carnea, 3112 nucleotides long. RefSeq names its product zinc finger protein 665-like. The transcript has 5 exons. Gene Ontology annotation, molecular function: DNA-binding transcription factor activity, RNA polymerase II-specific; zinc ion binding; RNA polymerase II cis-regulatory region sequence-specific DNA binding. The record is from RefSeq and is a predicted model, not a curated record. Lineage: Eukaryota; Metazoa; Arthropoda; Insecta; Neuroptera; Chrysopidae. Gene Ontology annotation, cellular component: nucleus. Gene Ontology annotation, biological process: regulation of DNA-templated transcription. Bases 311 to 3112 code for a protein of 933 amino acids.